Molecule: messenger RNA, 13082 nt
Organism: Betta splendens (Siamese fighting fish)
Lineage: Eukaryota; Metazoa; Chordata; Actinopteri; Anabantiformes; Osphronemidae
Gene: ankrd11
Product: ankyrin repeat domain 11
Exons: 14
Coding region: 586-9099 (2837 amino acids)
Biological process (GO): anatomical structure morphogenesis
Cellular component (GO): nucleus
Molecular function (GO): protein binding
Source: RefSeq, a predicted model, not a curated record
AGCGUUCACACACCAAAGUCAAGGGCCGCUCGAAUACCGCUCGUAUGGGUCGGCAGAGGAUUUAACUGAAACUAAAUAUGGUAUUUUGACGGUUUACGUCCACCUAAGCAAGCCUACCGUUACAAAGAUGGACUGGUAAACGUUCGUAGUUUGUGGUGGAGAUUAAACAGCUACGCUGUGAACGCGUUUUCCUGGAUAUUUUAGCAUUUUUCUUUGGACGUCUGUUUGUUGCUCUACAGCUUUUAACAAGCUAGCGUUAGCCUCGAGUCUGCUAAGCUGCUUUGGAGCUGGGAUGGUCGUCGCGAGUUUAUGCGGAUGUCUCCGGGACAGUCUAUACUAAACCGAAGGCAACAAAUGGGACCAUCCAGCAUUGGCCUGAAACAUCGCGGCGUAGACUAAAUAUUUUAAUUUUCUAUAACUUUGUGAAUUUUGGGAAAUUUAGACAGAGGAUUCUGUGGACUCUGCAGCAGCAGGCGAUUUUUCUAGUUGGAUUUUAGCCCACUGACAUUCUACCACAGCCAUGGAAUCGACGGUUGAUGACGAUGCAAUGGCAGCGUGAAUGAAGCUUGGAGUGGGGAGAGCUGAAUGAUGCCCAAAGGUGGGGGUUCUAAAACCCCCCAGCUGGACCACUUCCCACUCAACACCGACAUGGUGGAAAAGCAGGGUGGGAAGAAGGAUAAAGUAUUGUCAAACAAGACUCCCAAAUUGGAUCGCAGUGAUGGGGUCAAAGAAAUGAAAGAAAAGGCCCCUAAAAGGAAGCUUCCCUUCACUGCUGGAGCUAAUGGAGACCAGAAAGAUUCUGACUCGGAGAAACCAGGUCCGGAGCGGAAGCGUAUUAAAAAAGAGCCCACCAACACCCGGAAGGCGGGCUUGCCGUUUGGAAUGGGGAUGCCAGGCAUCCGGGCUGGGUACCCUCUCUCCGAACGGCAGCAGGUGGCCUUGCUCAUGCAAAUGACAGCUGAGGAGUCCGUCAACAGCCCAGACACAACACCAAAGCAUCAGUCACAGUCCAGUCUGGGUCAGAAGGGAACACCAAACUCUGCAUCUAAAACCAAAGAUAAAGUGAAUAAACGCAAUGAGCGAGGAGAGACUCGGCUGCACAGAGCAGCAAUCCGUGGAGAGGUACGCCGCAUCAAAGAGCUCAUCAAUGAGGGAGCUGAUGUGAAUGUAAAAGACUUUGCAGGCUGGACUGCAUUACAUGAAGCAUGCAACAGGGGGUAUUAUGAUGUGGCCAAGCAGCUGCUGGCAGCCGGAGCAGAGGUCAACACCAAGGGUCUGGAUGAUGAUACGCCUCUGCAUGAUGCAUCUAACAAUGGACAUUUUAAGGUGGUAAAACUACUUUUGCGGUAUGGUGGGGACCCACGUCAAAGCAACAGGAGAGGUGAAACCCCACUGAAGGUCGCCAAUUCUCCAACUAUGCUGAAUUUAUUGCUGGGGAAAGGCACUUACACUUCCAGUGAUGAAAGUUCAUCAGAAUCUUCAGAGGAGGAGGAGGAUGCCCCAUCAUUUGCCCCUUCCAGCUCUGUUGAUGGCAAUAACACAGACUCAGAGUUUGAAAAGGGCCUGAAGUUAAAGGGGAAAACCAUAGACCCUCCAAAAUCUGCUGUCACACCAGUCAAAGAUGAAUACGAAUUUGACGAGGAUGAUGAAGAGGAACGUGUCCCACCUGUGGACGAUAAACACCUCUUGAAAAAAGACUUCCGUAAAGACUCAGUCAGCAAGGCCAAUAGUUUUAUCUCCAUACCCAAGAUGGAGGUCAAAACUUAUUCCAAAAGCAACUCGCUUACACCAAAGAAAACCAUCAGGCGGAUCAUCUCCGACAGUAACAGUUCAGACGAGGAUGAUAGGACUUUGUGUUUCACCCCAGCACCUACACCACGACAACAAGCCCAGCAAACAAAUAGCAAGACAAGAGACUCUGUCAGCAUGAGCUCCAAACAACAGAAAGACAAAAAUAAAGUUAAAAAGAAGCGGAAGAAGGAGAGUAAAAAUAAUGUCAGUAAAGAAGUGAGGUUUGGUAAAGUCAAUGACAAAUUCUGUACGUCUGAUUCUGACUGUGGCGAUAUGGAAAGUGAAGACGAUAAGGGCUCAAAUAGUAUAAAAGACUCGUCUGCAACAAGCCUGAAAGAAUCCCCCGGCUUUAAUGCAUCCUCCUCCUCCCAUGGAAACUUGAACUCUCAGAAACAAGCACCAUCAUUAGCAGAACAACAUCCAAAACAGUGGAGGACAGAUGGUUGGAAGACUGUGUCGUCUCCGACAUGGUCAGAUGUCAGUUCUCUCUCGGAUUCAGUCAGAACGAGACUGUCCAGUGAGUCUGACUAUUCGUCUGCUGAUUCCAGUGUGGAGUCUAUAAAACAAGUUAAAAGGAAAGCGCAAGAGAAUAAAAAGAAGAAUAACGAUGUGCACGGCAGCACAACUGACAAGAAAAAUUCAGAUCUCUACAAAAAUUCCAAUACAGACGGCGCCGUAUCCAAAACUGAUGUAGAUGGCAAAGUGCUGAAAAAGCAUAAAGUGAAGCACAAGCACAAAAAUAAGGAAAAGGACAAGGCUCCUAGUCUAGUACUUAAUCAAGACAUGAAUGAAAAAUUUGUCAAGAGCUAUUCAUUUGAUUUUGAUGAUUCAAGGCAGAAGUCCUUAAUUGUUGAGUCCGAAUCACCUGCUGAGAGCAAGGUGAAGUUGUCCAAACAUGAAAAAGACCAUUCAAAAAAGGAGGACAGGCUUUCAAAAGGCAAGGCUGAGGAUAAGGACUGGUCAUCUGGAAAAGACCUGCACAGAACGAAAGAAGAGAAAUAUAGGAAAAUGAAAGACUCCACAAAGGACAAGACGAAUAAGGAGGAGAGGGAAAAGCCAGUAAAAUCUGACAAGGACAGAAAUCUCAAAGAGAAAGAGAAGCCCAAGGAAGAUAAACAAAAGGCUCACAAAGAGGAGAAAAAGAAAAAGUCUAAGGAGAAGUCCUCGUCAAAGGCAGACAGAAAGAGUGAGCAAAAAGAAGAGAAACAUCUAAAGGUGGACAAGGAGAAAAACACCAAGGAGGACAAAGAGAAAUGCAAAAAAGACAAAGCACAGAAGGAAGACUCUGAAUAUGACGCCUAUGAUGUUAACAACCGUUUCCUCAACCUGGAGGACACAAAGCUCAGUGUCUCAGAUGACCAUCAUGACAGAUGGGGCUCAGAGAUGUCCUCUGAUUCUUCCUUGUAUGGCGAUGAUAGUUGGGAUGCGCCCGUCAAAGACUACAAGGAAUACAAAGCCAACAAUGCAGUUAAAUUAAUAGUUGAAACUGUAAAGGAAGAGACAAGAAGGAAAGAAAAUAAAGUCAAAGACAAAAAAUCUGAUCACAAUGAGAAAAGAUCAGAUAAGGAAGCCUCUAAAAAGAAGGACAAAGAUUCUUCAGAAAAGACAAAUGAGAAGAAAAAGGACUGGUCAGAGAAACAGAAAUUAAAUUCAAGUCACUCAGUUGAAAAAGAAAAGAAGCGUAAAGAAUCCACAGACUUGGUGAAAGACAAAAAAGACAAGGAUUCACUGGACAGCAGUCGAGACCGUAAAGACUCGUAUGAGUUCAUGAAGGAAAGAAAAGACCUAAAAAUUAAGCAGGAAUCCAUAAGAGAUGAAUAUGGCAAUGAUUCUUUUUUCAAAGACAGUGAUGCUGGUAAACUGUGUGAUAUCAGAGAAAGAAACCACUCAGGAAAAGAGAAAGAUAAGAAGGGUGAAGGAACAGAAAAGCGAGAAAAGACAAAAACUGACAAGCACAAAGAGAAGACAAAAGACAGAGGAGCUGAUCAGGAAAAAGACAAGAGCGAGAAAUGCUCUACAGAAAAAACAAAAGAAAAAGAUGUAGACCGGGGCACCAAAGACAAGAAGGAGGGAGCCAAAGACAAACAUAAAGAAACUCAUGGCAAAGACAAAGAUCGAAAGGCAUCUUCAGAACAGACCAAGGAGAAGAAAGAUAAGACCUCUCAAGACAAACAUGCUGAUAGAGAGAAGGAUUUCUUGGAAAUAAAGAAAGAGGAAAGGAAACCGGAGAAAAAGUGGUACAAGAUCGCUGACAUUUUCACUGACGAAAGCGAUGACGAUGAGGACAGCUACAGCGGCAGUGUACUUGUGUCUGACCCUAUCAGAAAAGACUCGACGCCGGACCUCGAUGAGCUGGAUCACUUCCCUUCAGAAAAAGUCAGAAAAACAUCAGUAGAAGCUAAACAUAACACAGAAAAGGCAAAAGACAAAGAACACAAAGAAAAGAAGAAAGAAAAGUCCACAUUUGACACAGGCAAAGACAGAAAAGGCUCCCUGGAGAAACACAACAAAGACAAGAAAGAUUCUGUGGACGUCAAACACAAGGACAGAAAAGACCGAAUGUCAUUAGACUCAAAUCAAGACAAGAAAAAUAAGCAGAAGCUGCUGGACAAGCGGGACACCAGUGAGGAAAAGACAAAAAGCAAAUACAAAGACAAGCUUGACCAUUCGAAAGAGCGAAAGCCCUCCAAAGGCAGUGGUGAGAAUGAAAAGUCCCUAUUGGAAAAAUUGGAAGAGGAAGCUAUGAACGACUAUAAGGAUGAUUCCAAUGACAAGAACAGUGAAAUCUCCUCGGAUAGUUUCACUGAUAGAGGUCACGAUCCUGUCCACACUAGUUACUAUGACUCAAUCAGCUUGACAGACGUGUCUGAGGAUAGAAGAGAUUCUCUGUCCAUAUCUACACCCCAGGACAAGUUCAGAGAAAAAGAAAGACAUCGUCAUUCCUCGUCAUCCUCAUCCAAGAAAAGCCACGACAAGGAGAAGGAAAAGGUCAAAAAGGACAAAGCAGACAAACGUGACAAAACCGAGGAGAUCAGGGAGUCCUACAGUCGUAGAGAGAGCCUUCCUUUUGAAAAAGAGCCCAUGCCUCUAGAGGCAGACCCUUACACAUUCCCAUACGGAGGUAAGGGAGAUGGCGAAGAUGACUUUGAGAAAACAUUGGAAUUUGAAAAAGAGAUGUCCAAGAAAGACAAAGACAAAACAUCUGGCAUCAUCAGUGACAGGAUGAAGGACAAAAAGAAAAAGGAGAAACAUAAGGAAAAACUGAAGGAGGAGAAGAAUAAGUAUAUUGAUGGUUUCGGAUCAUUUAAACACUCCAAGGAGGAUGUAAAGUCAGGGUUGAAAGAUAGCCCACAGGUGACUAUUCUGAAAGACAGGUCAAAAGACGAAAGCCCAAAAUAUGACCUGAAAAAAGACAGAAAUCGGGAUACAUUAGACAAAGACAGCAGAAUGGAUCACAGUAAAUCUAAGUCAAAGGAUGAAAACGAGAAACUCACUCAGUCCAAAGACUCGGUGCGGAAAGAAAACCGCCCACGUGAAAAACUGCUAGUGGAUGGUGAUUAUCAGAUGACAAGCUUUGGCCAGAUGUUGAGUCUAAAAGAUCAGGAGAUCGAAGAGCGUCACAAGCGACACAAGGAGAGAAUGAAACAGAUGGAAAAGUUACGACCCAAGUCAGGGGACCCCAAACUAAAGGACAAGACAAAGUCCACAGAGGAAGUCCGGAAGAAUCGCAAUGAGCUGUCAUCGAAGAAAUCCAGCAGCUUGGAGACUGGUCUUAAAGAGAAGAAGCUGAAGGAUGUGGGUCUUCCUGCACAAAUGAUGUCCCCUGGAAGGAAGUUCCAGCUUUCAGACAGUCAGAACUCCAAAGACUGGCUGACUGGACACCAAAUGAAAGAGAACCUCCCCGCUUCUCCCAGGCCAGAUCAGAACAGGCCAACUGGUGUGCCUACACCAACAUCUGUGAUGUCCUGCCCCAGCUUUGAGGAAGUAAUGCAGACACCACGAACACCAUCCUGUAGUGCAGAGGAUUACCCUGAUAUUAUGUUGGACGGGUUAGACUGCCAGAACUCCUCAGCUAUGACCAUGUCAAUGAAUGCCUGCUCCCCAUCCUUCUUUGAAAGCAGGUAUUCUAACUCCCAGAGUUUCCCGGAGGGUACCUGCCCUACCCCUGCAAAAAAUCUCCAGCUCCCUCUUGUCAGCCGUUCUGCAUCCUCCGAGGUCCGGAGGCCUUUAGAAGACGAGUUCAAGGCUGAGGCUGAUAAGUUCCUGCGACAACAAAGUGAUCCAGCAGCUGUCUUUGAUCCAACGUCCUCUCAGACUUUAGAGGACAAAUCAUCAGCUGCCGAUAGGGUGGAGUGCCUAUCUUCUCCUUAUUUUUCUCCAAUGAUUUUGUCUCCUCGUCGUGAGUUGGUUCACCCAGCACCAGAUAUGGCAACACAAGCUCUUGGUGGCACGGAGACCAAUGAACGCCUCACUGAAAGCGUAUACAGUUUUUUGCCCAAACCGUCUACACCAGUUCACAGACCUGACCCCCAGGAGCCCUGCUUUGAAAUUGCUGCGCCACCAACCCCAGCUCCUGCUGCUUUGCCACCUCUGGACAUUGAUGACAUCUCUGAGCCUCACCACAGUGAGCCUAACCUGGUACUCUCAGAUCUUCCCUCUGUCAAAAAGGAACAUGAGCAAGAAGAGGAUGACGAAGAGGAGGAGGAGGACGACGACGAUGAGGAGGAAGGUGAAAUGGAUGAGAGAAACGACAGAGACCAUUGUGCAACAGAGGAACCAGAACAAACCAGAGAUCCAUGUUCUUUCUCUCCUCGAGUUGAAGAGCCACUGAGAAAGAGCUGGCCUGCAGAGUCUCCAGACCCCCAUGAUCCAGAGAUUCACCACCUGUCUCCGACACACUCUGCCCCCAACCACGGCGAGAACUGUUUUGAUCACAACAUGGGUUGGAACCCUGAUAUGGACCUUAAAUCUCCCCACAGAACAUAUGGGGAGAUAGAGACUGCUGUUUCCAAAAUAACCAGCCCAUACUCUCAUUCGGACAGCGACAUGCAACAUUUGUCAGGACACCCAUCCAUCACGCCUCCUUACGCUACAUGGAAUAGGUGGCCCAAAGAAGAUCCAGAAGAUUUGGCUGAGCAAAAAGAGGCUGUCGAUGAUAUCCCCUCUCCAGAGCAGCCUGAAACUGCUUUGGACAGUGAAUCCAACUAUUUAAACACGUCAUCUUCAUCUAAUAGGCUGGAGUCUUUCUUCCAGGACUGCAAUAAGCCUAGCAUAGAAGAUGGUCACCAAAUGGACAGUGAGUCUUCAUGUGUAGACCCAGACAGUAGACAGAGGACACACAGCUUCAGUGGCGCCACAGACGGACACAUGGUUCCAGCUGUUGGAUCUGACCCUGUGGUGCCCUGGGCUGACCCGUUCUCAACUGAUGCAGAUGACUUGGGAAUUUUCUCUUUGCCUGACUUGCCACUACCAGACAAGUCUGAAGAAGUAGAGCCUCGAGAUCCAGAAUUAGACAACCACAGCAAAACUGUGCCCACCCAUAACAGACAUACCAUUUCAGAUCCAGAUGUGCAGGACAUAAUGGAAGUGGAUCUACCAAGUUUGGCCAAAACGUCUGCUGGAGAUGUAGGUCUCUGUGAACCUAGUGGACAGGACUUUGUUGUACCAUCACCACGUGCCAGCUUCCAGCAAGAGCUGGAUCCUGAACCUCAAAGUGUCCCAGUGAACAGCUCCCUGUCUCUCUCACAACAACAGAGUAGCAUUUUGGAUGGAAAAAGAACUUAUGGAGUACCUGAAGAGUCUGAUCCUAAUAUGCUUUAUUUAUCUGUGAAAUCGGACAUCAGUCAUCAACAUCACAUAACAAUGCACUCACUCACUGAAUCGUUGCAGUUACCACUGGAUUCGAUGUCGGUUGUCAAGCCAGAGGUAAAACAGGAAGAGUUGUCUGAGCCUGUAGUAGAAUCUGUGACGCGCAGUCCUCUCCCUCAGUGUCCUCAGGUUACCUUCUCCAACACGGUGGAACCACCAGACACUCAGGAGACCUCAUCCAAGCUAACGCCAGUAAACCUGACCACUGUGUCCACAACUGUAGAAAUCCCCAAGAAAGUAGAAGAAAUCCCUCAGAGGGUGACCCGCAAUCGCAUCAAGAAUAAUCUCUCUGCUGCUGCUACCCCUCCUACCUCCAGCAUAAUAACCUCAACUGCUGCUGCCACCUCUGUAACAGCCAGUCUAGCAGUGACCAUUAACCCAAUUCCUUCUCGAACCCCGACACCCACCUCGGCAUAUUCCUUGGCAAAUUUGAAGAAAGACAAAGAAUCUGGGCUCCCUGUCUCUUCUACCACAUCUAAUUUAACUCCAGCUGUUACUGUAUCUUCUGUGACCUCGGUUCUUGGUAAAACGACAAAAGGUCGCUCUCUCCAAAUGGAUGACGAGGAGUCUCAAACCCAGCACCCACGUAAGAGGAAAUUUCCCCGUUCUGCUGGCCAGCAGGUUCAGGUCCAGCUGGUAAACACAGCCAUGCAGCAGACUAGGGAAAUGAUUCAGCAAACUUUGGCUGUGGUUGUCAACGCCAUCAAGCUGGAUGAUAUUGAGCCCUAUCACAGUGACCGUUCAAACCCUUACUUUGAAUACCUGCAGAUCAGAAAGAAGAUUGAAGAGAAAAGGAAGAUUCUGUGCUAUAUCACCCCACAGGCCCCACAGUGUUACGCUGAAUAUGUGACCUACACCGGCUCAUACUUGUUGGAUGGCAAGCCCCUCAGCAAGCUUCACAUCCCUGUGAUUGCCCCACCUCCAUCGCUGUCGGAGCCUCUGAAAGAGCUUUUCAGACAACAGGAGGCAGUAAGAGGCAAGCUCAGAUUGCAGCACAGUAUAGAGCGGGAGAAGCUGAUCGUUUCAUGUGAACAGGAGGUUUUGAGGGUCCAUUGCAGAGCAGCCAGGACAAUAGCCAAUCAGGCUGUUCCAUUCAGCGCCUGCACCAUGCUGUUGGAUUCUGAAGUAUACAACAUGCCAUCAGAGAGCCAGGUAGGAAAGGGUGAUGAGAACAAGUCCGUUAGAGAUCGUUUCAACGCUCGCCAGUUUAUUUCUUGGAUCCAGGAUGUGGAUGAUAAAUAUGACCGCAUGAAGACAUGUGUGUUGAUGCGGCAGCAGCACGAGGCAGCAGCCCUCAACGCAGUGCAAAGGAUGGAGUGGCAACUGAAGGUCCAGGAGCUGGACCCGGCAGGGCACAAGUCCCUCUGUGUCAACGAAGUGCCGUCCUUCUACGUGCCAAUGGUCGACGUCAACGACGACUUUGUCCUGCUACCUGCGUGACGAACCUGUGCUCACAUACAGAGAGCAAACUUGGUCGGAAUCGCUUCUUCUCAAAGAGACUUCGUUGAACAGAACGAAUGGAAAGGGCUAGCAAGUUUAAAAGAGGAAAACAUUAUAUUCCAUAGAAAAAGAGUAAAGAUGAAAAACUUGCUCUCAAUUCCCUUCUGUGAAGAAGGAAACGUGUUUUUACUGGGGAAAAACAAAAUACACAACUUGCACUUUCAUCCUCAAAGUUUUUAUGCUUUUGUUUGAACAGAGUGUCAGAAGCAGUUUUUGCUUUGAGGCUCUGACAUCGGGACGCAACUCCUCAGUGCUCGGUUAUGGUGAGACAGGGGACAGAGAUAUAUUUUCUGCAUUUGUUUUUCGUCCCUGCUUAUAUAGACCCACCACCACGGGGAGGAGGUGUAUCAGAAAACUGUGCUCCCGAAAGCGUAGUACCUGUCCUGAGGGAGGACUGAGGAGAAGCCUCCCCUGUAAAUCCAGGGCUCCUGGUGGGCCAAGAGGACUAGACAGAGUGAACCGCUGACCCAGAGUGCAUCACGUGAAACUUCAGUGUGUAUUUACAGCUGGACAUCUCUGAUAGACUGACGAGAGAACCAGCCGCUGAUGGUUUGGGGGCCUACGAGAUACAUACACAGAGAGUGACUGAAUAGGUCCAGCUAAACAGUAGUGCAACAGAGCCUGCAGCAGGUUGGAACACAGCGGAGGAUUACAGAUGUGUGUGCAUGUCAGUGCCCAGUGUGUGGAAGGAAGAGACUGAGCAGAAGAGGACAGGCGUGGAACUCUGAGGACAGUCCGGAGCGUUCCUCAGUCCCCCUGCCUGCUGCAACGCACGCAUCAGACCGCCAAUGACUGCAAAACCGUCACAGGAUGAACAGAAGAAACAAACAUAACGAAUGUUAAGAUUUAAAAAGACUUUUAAGAAAUUGUGGUUUGGCAGGAGAGAGAAAUAUUGUUUUUGUCUAUUUCUUUACUUGGGCAUUUCAUUGUUUCUGAGGAAGUGACUUGAAACACUACAGAGCCAAUAUUAGUUUAAUGGAAAAAAACAAAAGAAAACAGAAAAAAAAGUUGUAUUCCGUAAAUUAUGUACAGUUUUUAUAUUCGUUAACCAAUGUAUUCUUGCUGCCUUCUAGAUAAUUUAUUUUGCCACACAUUGCUGCACAGUUGUAAAUAACCUAUGUACUGUAAUAUCACUCAGUUAAGUGUAAAGAAAAAACGUAAAAGUAAAUAAAAUAAAAAAUUAUCUUUUUAUGUACAGUUCACUUUUGGGCAGCACUUUCCCCCCCUUCAUAUCCAUGGGCCAAAACGUGUACGUGACUCUGUCAGGAUUUUGAGAGAUUCUAGUGCACAGAUGUAUGAUCCCAUCUCAAGAUUCAACCCAGGCCUAGGUAACCUGGACGUGGGUCACCACAACACACGCAUAGCUGACUCAUCUGGAUUAGAGCGACCUCCAACAGGUCAACCACCAUAUAGUCCCUCAGAUGUAGCAGAAUAGUUGUUGAGGAUUUAUUUAAAAAAAUAGACAGAAUAUUAUUCAUUGCUUUACUACACAAAUAUAUCCGAAAAGUUUUCAAACCAAGAAAAUGCCUUUUUCAGUGAAAAAAAUGUACUCAUUGUUGGGCAAAGUAAUAUAGAUAUAUAUGGGUGGGAUGAGCGUUAGAGAUGUCAUUCACAAGCAAAAUCGUCAUGUUUAGUGGUUUCAAUAUAUAUUUUUUUUCUUGAAAAAUCUGGACUGGAAUCUUUUCUAAUCAACUCUUAUAUAAAAGCAACAUCCCAUGGGUCUUUCUGCUAAAUUACUGUUCUGUUGUUCCAGCUUAAGCAGACAAAAAGUUAAAACCGUGUCUAAAGGUUUUGUUCCAUACAAAUCGUGAACAUCUUCCUCUUCCCCUCUUGUCCAACAGUAGAGAGCGGCUUAAUUUACUGGGUGCUGUUCCAAACUUACUCACUGGAUGGCACUGUGGCUUGGUAUGUUAAAAAAACUCUAGAAAUUCAUUUGGCUUUGCAUGAGACCUGUAGCCUUUUACUUAAUUUGGUGUUUUAAAACAAUAGAAAAAGUUUUAAUUCAGCUCAUAGGGAGUUCAGUUCCAGUACAACACUUGUGUCUGUUUCAUAGUAAAAUUGUAGGUUUAAGAACAUUUGAUCAUCAGUCUUUUAAUUUUGAAUCUGUCUGAGUGUUCGGCUGGUGUGGUCAGGGAUUUUAAAUGUUAGGUUAAUUCCUCAUUUUACUCCUUUGUGUGUUCCCAUACUCGUGGUUCUUGUGUUGGGCCCAAGCAGACGGUUCUGGUUACAACUGUUAGAAGUGAGCAGACGUUAAUGGUGGAGGGGAAAGAGGAGCUGAAUAGACAGAUUUUGGUUUUUAACUUAUCAGUCCCAUUGUCAGGUCACUGGUGAGACUGCCUGUCUGUGAGAGCUGCUCGUGUAUCCUGAUGGCAAUAUUAUCCCAAACGUUUAAGUUACUUACACACUGUCGGUCAGCAUAGCUGUGUGUGACAUGUCUGGUCAAGGGCAAUGGUUGCUACUGUUACACUGUGCAGUUUUUUUCACUCAGUUGUUGGCUUUUACAGUUUCUGCAGUGGAGGUUAAGGGUCUUUUGUUCACACGAUCAGUGCGUGCAUUCUCGUUAUUUUAAGCUUGGUGUGUAGUUUGAAUGUGCCGUGUUUAACGUAUGGGUUUUUUCGUUUCUGUAUAAAGCAUAAACAACAGUGGUUUGUCAAUCAUGUCGCUAUCGAGCAGAAUGUAAACCGUUGCUAUGCCCUGACCGACAACACCCUCUCUAUUGUUUACAAGACAUCGAGUGCGUUUCCAUUUCAUGUCCCCCCAUGGUUUAAUCCCUACCAUUUGUUUCUUUCUGUAAUAACUUCAUUUCUUUCACCCACAAAGGCUUGAAAUGGUGAUGGUUGAUGCACGUGACAGCCGAUUCCUCCCCUAGUCUGCGGUGCAGCCGCCGCGCAGAGCAAUAGACUAAACACAUCCACCUGCAUUGAUUUACCCAGCGUGAAUAGAACAACGGUGAUUCUGGAUCACACGGACUUUAAACGCGUGUCAGCCCUCAGAUGCACAGUAGAGCACUUGGCCGUGGUGAUACAGAUGCUAGCCUGACACCACCUCAGUCAGCAACAUAUUACCUCUACUUUCUCACAUUCACUCAAUGUUUAUUUUAGAUUUGUGUUUUUCUUACUGAACAUAAAUAUACAUAAUUGCAAUUUAUUUCGUUCUAUAGAAUCACGAUUUCAAGCCUUUUUUUUUUCUAGUUUUCUUUUGUUUUAUAUUUUAAUUAAACCCAGACUGUAGCUGUUUCUUUGUUCCUUUUUUAGAAUGGAAAAAGACUAAUAAAAAGCAUGGAGAACUACUCUUUAAAUGGUGAGAAAUGACCUAUUUAUUAUCUUUUUGGUUUUUUGUUUUUUUCUGAUACCUGUGGUAUGUUUUGAGUUGAAGUUGGUCUCCACUGUGUAAAUUUUCCUCCUUGUAAUGCGUGAAAGAGACAUAGUGUACAUAGCUUUGUAAAAAAAAAAAAAACCUCCCAGGACGUUUUGCACCCUCCUCUUUGUACUAGUCUGAAAAAUUGGGUAGAAUGUGGGGUUCUAACAGCAACGAGCUGUGCGCCCUCGCUGCAGGUGAUUAUGAUGUAACAAUGUAACAUUUUUUUUUAUUUGUACAAUGUAGUUUAUUUGUGUACAUAUUGUUGGAGCAGCUAAGGGGGUGGGGGGGUUGGGGUAAAUGAGGGGGUUGUUGAUGCUAUCGUCAGUGCUGUAACAGAAAUCCAGUACUUUCACCUCUAGCUGUUGUUGAUUUCCUUCAAAAAAAACUAAAAAGAAAGAAAAAAAAAACAACAAAAACGAGAAUGAGGAUGGAUGGGGGAAAAAGACUAAAACUGAAAAGUAAAAAUUCUAAAUUGUUAUUUUCUACAGUUGCAUGUACAGAGAGCGCGAGAACUGCUGUUGUUCCUCAGAGAUUAUGUUCGUUAAUAAAAUUUUGAAAUAUUA